Messenger RNA from Sclerotinia sclerotiorum 1980 UF-70, 177 nucleotides. RefSeq lists its product with no specific name. Bases 1 to 177 code for a protein of 58 amino acids. The record is from RefSeq and is a predicted model, not a curated record. Lineage: Eukaryota; Fungi; Ascomycota; Leotiomycetes; Helotiales; Sclerotiniaceae. The transcript has a single exon.
AUGAAGGUCACGAAUUUGGACGGAAGACUGAAUGAUUUCAGGAUGACAAAGAGGAUAUGCUGUAGAAUUUACCAAGACGGCUUCCAUAUCUCGAGGAAAACGAUAGUCCUUACCGUCUCCGACGACACUAUCAAGGUCGUCAUCGGUGUCGUUUUGGCAGGACUAUCAGUGUUAUAG